AUGAAGCCUCUUCCGUUGCUGGCCAACUUGACCUCGCCAAGCGAAUGGCCCAAGGAGCAACAAGCAAUUCGUUAUCCGUCUUCUGGCCUUCUGCUCAUCAAGAUCGGUGGUUACAUCAAGAAAAUUGAGGCUGAGCAUUCAGUGUCGGCAUCAAUGAAAUUCCCGUGUCAGUUGAUGGCAUCGGGAACGGAUCAGUAUUUCGAGACAGCGUUGAGUUUUUCUAAGAAACCAACUGAUUUGAAGUUCAUCGUUGGUGAGAUUACAAAACCGUUUGUUCGCCUGGAGCUCCACAAUACAUUUGGUUUAGCGAGUCAUGGAGGCAGCCGACGCCAAGUGAAGGUGGGGAUUUACGGAUGGGAUGUGGGAUUUUCGCUGCCGGUGGAAAAAGAGGAAAACAAAUGUUACAAGGUCGAGCUUGUAUUAACCGCAUCAUCCAAUUCAGCUCCAACUUAUUCACAUCUCGAGAUGUGUCGAUCCCCAUUAGUUACAGACGUCGUCCUACAACUCAUCGGUACAGAGGAAAGGGAAGGGCCAACGGUUCGGGUCGAGUUGGAUGCUGCUGACGAACCGUUACUUUACAUUCCUGGCAACUCUUCUUCGACGACGAAGCUUCAACCAGGAAGCAACUUAUUUAAAGUGUCUCUGAUGGAAAAAAAUGCCACCCAUGCCACCCCGCUGAUGACUUUGUCAGCCGCGAUGGUUGAUCCAAACGCUUUUGAAUCUAAUAGUUCAAUCAGCUGGCUGGAGCGGACGGUGCUGGUGCAGCUGACAACACAUUCGCAACGUUGGAAGGCGCGUAUGGUAGAUACGCUGAGUCGUGUGCUGGAUCUAAGCGACGACAUCACUGAGAAUGUCUCCCAACCGAAGUCCUUACCGAAGUCCUUAUCACUGCUGUCGAACCGAGUACCGCGGGCUGUACUCUCACUUCAACGAAUAUUAGCAGACAUAGCCCCGGAUGCACCUGUGGUUGUGCGUCGACACGUGUCGGAGCUGGCAGACCAGGCGGCCCAGGUUUUGAUGACGCAACUCCAAGAACUUCACGAGCUGCUCGCUCCCUACCACGAGCAAUUGACGAGCUUGGCGAGGCGCCUGACGUCUUUUUUGGAUUUCCCUCGACAAAGUCUUGAAAGAACUAAGCUGCAAGAUCGAUUGGAAUCAACACGCUUCGUUUUGGAGUCACUCCGAAAUUUGGACUUGGAAAACCAGCAG
This is a messenger RNA of Hyalella azteca, 1209 nucleotides long. RefSeq lists its product as uncharacterized. The record is from RefSeq and is a predicted model, not a curated record. Lineage: Eukaryota; Metazoa; Arthropoda; Malacostraca; Amphipoda; Hyalellidae.